AACCCUUCCCCCAAUACACACAAUGGCCAAACCUUCCAUUCCAGCUAAGGUCACGGUGCAGACCACUCGUUUCCUCAAGGCCAACCAGUACGCGCCCCAGGUGUUCCUCUUCCGCAACAUCGAGUCCGGCCAGGUGGUGUAUUCGCAGACGCCAGCGGUCGAGAAAACCUACAUGUAUGAGCAGUUUUUGCGUCCCAACUGGGAAAAUAAACGUCCAACCACCAGACGUGACAUCUGGAAGUGUAUGUGCGUGGUUGAAUUGAACUCCUACGACGACGCUGUAGAUACGUUCCAGGCGCUUGUCGACUUGAGAACCAGACGUGAUGUCACCGACAGGUUGGAGGUGCGCGGACAGAGAGUCAGAAACCAGGACGGCAACAUCUGGUUCUCGGGCCAAUUCAGACCGACAUAUGCCAUGGAGUCCGUCGCGGACUUGUCGACCGUGAUUGAAGAGUUCCAGUUGGCCGACACCAAGAUCCUCUGGGAGGACUUGUGGAGAAAGGGUGACGACAAGCACUGGGACACCACGUUGGUGGAGCACCAGGAGUUGCCGAGAUUAUCCAGCAGAAACGAAUUGGCCGUGUUGAAAGAGUUGAGGGCCGCCAAAAUUGAGCAGAUGGACGUCUUAAAGGGAGAGAACAGACUCAAGAACAAGCAAAUCUUGGAGGACAACGGAAUCAAGAUCGAAGGUGUCGAGCAGUAGGCUCCAGGAUCCAGAUGUAUAGUAUCGAGCGGAGAGGCGCGGUAGCGCAUGUACAUAGACGUAAUGCAUUCUUCGUUGCAUCCGAAGUGUAACAAGUGGAUUGCUUUAGCAAAACCGAUGUUUAUCAAGGUGGAUCAACUAAGCCACGAGGUUUAUGGGGGUCUUUAUGCAAAGAGUUGCCAGGGAUUUCAGUCUAUUGUCAGUUAUAUAUUCAUUUGAUACUAGGUCAUAACAUCCAGUGCUACAAAUCAAGUUACC
Babjeviella inositovora NRRL Y-12698 is the source of this 961-nucleotide messenger RNA. Its product is annotated as mitochondrial 54S ribosomal protein mL67. Gene Ontology annotation, cellular component: mitochondrial large ribosomal subunit; nucleus. Gene Ontology annotation, biological process: positive regulation of mitochondrial DNA replication; DNA recombination. Gene Ontology annotation, molecular function: structural constituent of ribosome; single-stranded DNA binding; DNA strand exchange activity. The record is from RefSeq and is a predicted model, not a curated record. The transcript has a single exon. Lineage: Eukaryota; Fungi; Ascomycota; Pichiomycetes; Serinales. The coding region runs from base 23 to 703 and encodes 226 amino acids.